AUGCUUUACAAUGUCGCUGAAGCUAAACAGCGCGUGUGCGUGAUUGGCGCGGGUAUGUCUGGAUUAGCUGCCAUUAAAUUGUUACGUGAUUAUCCUCAUGAUUUUGAACCAAUCGCCUUUGACAAGAAUGCCGAUGUCGGCGGUAUGUGGAUUUAUACCAACAGCACUGAUGUUGAUGAACACGGUAUACCUAUAAUCAGUAGUUUGUACCGCGAAUUGAGAGUUAACUUGCCGAAAGAAUUGAUGGCAUAUCCAGAUUAUCAAGAUUUUAUUGGCCAAGAGGAUCGAAGCUACGUGUCUCAUGAAAUGGUUCUAGAGUAUUUGAGAAAUUACACAGAACACUUUAAUCUUCGCGAAAAUAUUAAGUUUGAAACAUUUGUCGAAAAAGUGAUACCAAUAUCAGACAAUAAUAAUUGGCAAACAACAAAACAACAAAAUUGGAGCAUCAUGUCGCGAAACUUGGAUACAAAUGAAACUGAUGAAACUAUCUGCGAUGCAGUCAUGAUUUGCAAUGGGCACUUUUUUAAACCACACAUCCCGAAAAUUCCUGGAAUAGAAAGUUUUUCUGGGCGAAUAUUACACAGUCAUACUUACAGACAUCCAGAAGAGUUUAAAGAUAAGAUAGUUGUUCUUUUGGGAGCUUCAGCAUCUGGUAUGGAUAUUGGCAUCCAAAUCAGUUCAUAUGCCAAAACGGUUUAUUUAAGCCAUAGACACGACAAGUAUAAAUUAGAUUUUCCAAAAAACUUGAUUCAAGUGCGAGGUAUCGUGGCAGCGAACGGAAGUGAACUCACCCUCCAAGAUGGUUCUAAAAUAACCGUCGACGUUUUUAUGUUUUGCACAGGCUAUCUUUACGAAUUCGCAUUUUUGGAUGAGAGUAGUAAUCUAUUUUUUGAAAAGAGAAAGCACGUGCGUCCUUUGUAUAAGGACUUCAUAAACGUCGAACACUUGUCGAUGGCCUUAAUUGGAUUACCCGAUUUUUACGUCAAAGGAGUGUAUUACUAUUCUCAGAUAAAAUUCUUUCGAAAUUUGUUGCUAGGCAAAAUCAAAUUGCCAAGCUAUGAGAUAAUGAUGGAGGAAUCUAAACGUCCACCACCAAAAACACCUCGAGGAAAUGAAAAUCUGACACACGACCCAGAGUGGGACUACUGUGCUGAUCUUGCUAAGCAGGGCAGGUUUGAGCCUCUACCUGCUUUAUAUGAAAAAAGUAUGGAACUGUAUCACUAUAUAUUUAGGAACUUCGCUGACUUUAGAAAAUUCGAUUUGAAAUUACUUGAAAAUGGCAAGCCAAUAUUUGUCCGAAGACAAAAAGAGUAA
Messenger RNA from Phymastichus coffea, 1314 nucleotides. RefSeq lists its product as uncharacterized. The coding region runs from base 1 to 1314 and encodes 437 amino acids. The transcript is spliced from 6 exons. Lineage: Eukaryota; Metazoa; Arthropoda; Insecta; Hymenoptera; Eulophidae. Gene Ontology annotation, molecular function: flavin adenine dinucleotide binding; N,N-dimethylaniline monooxygenase activity; NADP binding. The record is from RefSeq and is a predicted model, not a curated record.